UGAGUUUGUUGACAUUCUUCGUUCAAGUGCUUCUUGUACUGCAGCUGGGGGCUGUUUACUAUCUUUUAUCUCUUCUCAGACCCGUUGUUGAUUUGUGAUAAGAUUUUUAAGUGGUAUUUUGAGUUGGGUGGAAGAAAGAAAUUUGUUUCUGAUUGAAGAUUUUAUCAGAAUUUCAGCUUAAGUUUUUAUUACAGAUUCAUUAGUUGUGCUAAGAAGUAUGAAGAAAUCCUCCGGUUCUUCGUCAAGUGAACUAAGGGCAGAAGCUCGAGUAAGGGAUCAUGAACUAAAGGUUAUCACAGACAGGAUUGCUCUUGUUGAAAAGCACUUUGCCUUGUUCCAUAAAGACAUGGUUGCCUACUGCGCCUCCCUAGAAGGCUUGCGUGAUAAAAGCACCAAGUUCUCAGCAGCCGUUGAAGCAUAUGCUGAAGAGGAGUUUCCAGCAGUGAGAGGGGGUCUACAAGCAGUGGCAGAGAAUGUUGCUACAGUGCAAGACUAUCUUUCUUCUCAGAUUGACUUCUUAUUGAAUAAGGUUGCCCAGCCGUUGUCUCUGUACACUACUGAUUGCAAGCAUGCCAGGGAUUACAUGAAAGGCACUAUGGUUUCAAGGAAUAAGGAAAUAGCCAAACUGAAAGCCCUCGAUAAAGUUAGGGCUAAGGAUCCCAAUAACAAGAAGAUUCCACAGCUUGAGCAAGAACUACAGAAAUCAGCCGUGGAUGCAAACAGGUCACGUCAAACCAUGAUUGAGCAGAUGACAGCAUUUGAGAAGAAGAAGAUUGAAGACAUAAAGACUAUUUUCGGCAACUAUUUCCACGGUCAAAUGAUGUACCAUGCCAAGGCACUAGAAAUCAACACUCUGGCCUUUCAGAAUUUAAUGAAAAUUGACGAAGAGCAAGACUUGGAGGCGUUUCAGACCGCCCUCCACCCGUCUUCAAUGCCAUCUCGGUUGGACGUUGUCAAGUAUGGCUCCCAAAAUUCCUUACAAAGGUUCGGUUCACAAGGAUCACUAGAAGGUUCUCAGCUGUCACUAAACAGAACCAAUCAAAGCUUUCAAAGUCAAGGGACUUUGAAUGAUACUGGGGGUAGUGGAUACUAAGGUUCAUUUUAAAUUUAUUGUAAUCUGAAAGUUGUGUCUUAUCCUUAUGAAUUUAGUGCAAGCAAGGACAGGUAGCUUUUAGUGGGAUUUUAAAACUUCUGCUAACUCUCUUGCCAACAGUUUCAUUUUUCAACCACAUUCUAUGCUUUUACAACCCAUUAUGCCGAGCACGAUGUCCCAAAUCUAUACUAUGCUAUUUUAUAUGGUCAACGCUUUGUGGCAUAAGCCAUCUAAGUGCUGGCCAAGGGGGUGUUUUUCUAAUACAUAAAAUUUCAGUGUAAUGUUCUUAUAUGUUGUUGGUGUAGAGGAAAGGUAUCGUAUCCAUCAGGGGGUGUGAUAACGACAUUGCAGAGGUGAAUAGGCAACUUGCACUAACAGAUCACGUGACUUCUUGGGUGGCAAACUCGCUCAACACCACCAGCGUGGCAAUGUCUUUACUGAGCAACACUAAUGUCAAUACACAAAGUUUCUUUCUCAGAAAGGGCUUAAUUUUAUUUAAACUUUGUUUUCGUCGUUCUGUGUUUAUUUUGACUUUAAUUUGCCACUCAAAUAAGCAUGUGUUUAUUUAGUGCAAGUCGCAUACUCAUGGACUUCAUAGUCCUAUUUGAAAAAUUGAAGUUCAAGGGUGGUUGCCUACUACCAUGGAGACUGCUUAUUUGGGGAAAAUAAACAAUAACAGAAAUUGGUAGGCAAUCCUUUUUAUCCUGAUAAAUAAAUACCCGCUCUACCGUGGUGGUCACCUUAACAGUUUAUAAAAGUAUGCGAAUAAAGAUGCAAUAAACGUGCUAACUAAUUGAAACUCACUUUUCAACCAUGAACUAGCCAAACGGAAUGCUUCAACAACCAUCAGAACACGUCAGAAGCUACUACUCAGGGUCAGACAAAUUCACUUUUGGGGCAAGCACUCGGUGAAAGGGAAAAAAAUACUGCAAACCAAUAUGAAAACAAUUCCUGCACAAUUUUAAAUACAAAAAAGUAUAACUUUAAAAAAUCACGCCUAUUAAUCUAGAGGGAAAAUCCUGUGCAUGAGGCUUCUUAAUUUUUUUUUUUAUGCCUUUGCAUUAUUUCCACGUGACGUUUAUUGUCGGAUUUGACUAAAUACCAGAGUGAUCUAGCUUAUGCUUUAUCGUUUUGUCUACAAAUAGCAUGUCUAUUGAGAACCGAAAGUGGACCUUCGGCCGUCGUGGGGGGGGGGGGAGGGGGGUGUGCGCCCCCUGCACCCCUCCCCCCUGGGUACUGGCGUGUACAAAGAUCAAGUCAAUCGCAAAUAUUCUCUCGCGUGAUAGUUGGUUAACAUUUAAAUUUUUGUCUUGGUAGCCGUGGUGGCAGGCUUUGCACUUAGAACCUGGCCCAUAAAGCAUACUUUUAUGAUAGUCAGCAGUUAUCACACACAGAAUUUCAAGCAAUUUUAUUUAAUAUUUAUAUAUACUUAAUUCAUCAUUAUUUUUUACUCAUUUUUAAGGUAUUUAUUGAGUGUUUCAACCAAACUUUUUAAGUCAAUGUACUGCCUUGAUUAAACGAAUAAAAAUAAGUAAAAAAUG
Messenger RNA from Nematostella vectensis (starlet sea anemone), 2634 nucleotides. Its product is annotated as CBY1-interacting BAR domain-containing protein 1. Lineage: Eukaryota; Metazoa; Cnidaria; Anthozoa; Actiniaria; Edwardsiidae. Gene Ontology annotation, cellular component: ciliary transition zone; ciliary basal body. The transcript has 6 exons. The record is from RefSeq and is a predicted model, not a curated record. Gene Ontology annotation, biological process: cilium assembly. The coding region runs from base 218 to 1093 and encodes 291 amino acids.